AUGUGUGAUUAUCAAAGUGGAUUUAUUUAUCAUUAUCAAAAUAUUACUGAUAUUCCUACAAAAAUUGAUAUAAUUAUUAUUAUAUUUUCAUUUUAUAUAAUAUUGAUUAAUCAAUUUAUAUUAUUUUUAUUAUUUCAAACUUAUUUAUUAUCAUCAUCACAAUUUGUAAAUAUUUUAAUUAUGAUACAAAUAACAUUUGAUACAUUUGUUUGUAUUUCACAAAUUAGUAAUAAAUUUUGUCCAUUUUUUUUAAUUACAUCAGAAAUGUGGAUCAAUAUAUUAGGUUGUCAUAUAUGGACAAGUGAAUUUUUAAAUAAUUUGUUUAAUACAUUUACUAGACAAACAAUUAUUACAAUGAUUAUUGAACAUUAUUUAUCGAUUUAUAUACCAAAUUUAAAUUUAUUAAAUUAUCCCAAAUUAUUAGGUGGUAUUUAUUGUUUAUUAGUAGUAUAUAAUAUAAUUUCUAAUUUAUAUUUAAUUCUUUUAGUUAAAUUAGAUCAAACUGGUCAAUGUAUAAUUAUUUCAAAAAUGUUAAUCAAUAGUAGUGAUCGAUUAGAAUUAAUUAUUUUCAAUUAUAUUUCAUUGAUACUUGGUGAUAUUAUACCAUUUAUAGUGAUAACUAUUAUCAUUAUAUUAAUAAUAUUACAUCAUUAUAAAAUUAAACUGAUUACAAAAGAUCAAAAUCAAAUGAAACCAUUACAAAAUUAUUUAACAUUAUUAUUAAUUAUUUGGUGUUUACCAGAAAUUUUAGUUACACUAUGUGAUAUAUGUCAACAUGUAUGUGAAACAUAUAUAGAAUAUGAAAUGAUAUGUGAUAUAACACAUCAUUGUUUAGAAUUAUUACGUUCAAUUACAUUUAUAUUACAUUCAAUGAGUUUAUUUAUUUUUUAA
Molecule: messenger RNA, 891 nt
Organism: Schistosoma mattheei
Lineage: Eukaryota; Metazoa; Platyhelminthes; Trematoda; Strigeidida; Schistosomatidae
Source: the annotation of a GenBank genome assembly